Alternaria atra is the source of this 1566-nucleotide messenger RNA. RefSeq lists its product as uncharacterized. Gene Ontology annotation, cellular component: cytosol; cytoplasm. The transcript is spliced from 3 exons. Gene Ontology annotation, biological process: tRNA wobble position uridine thiolation; protein urmylation. Lineage: Eukaryota; Fungi; Ascomycota; Dothideomycetes; Pleosporales; Pleosporaceae. Gene Ontology annotation, molecular function: adenylyltransferase activity; thiosulfate-cyanide sulfurtransferase activity; URM1 activating enzyme activity. The record is from RefSeq and is a predicted model, not a curated record. Bases 1 to 1566 code for a protein of 521 amino acids.
AUGACUUCGGUAAUCAGCUCUUUGCGCAAGCAAAUUGCGUCGUGCGAAGCUACAUUACAGGAUCUACGUCAACAACUGGCGGAGGCUGAGCACAACCAACGCGGAAUAGCCAAAGUUGUGCCCCAAAAAAGACCGCUAGCUACUGAUCCGACCAACCCUCUGGAUCAUGAUAUGAAUUUUGGAGUACCUGAUUUAUUCCGCGAGGAGAUUUUAGCAAUUUUAAAGCAAGAGCAGGAGGCCCCGCAACAUAGUGUAUUGGAGGUAUCUGAGGAAGUGUCAAAAUGGCCGCUUGAGAAAAAUGAGUACAAGAGAUAUGGGAGGCAGCUAAUCAUGCCAGAGAUCGGACUGAAAGGUCAACUUCGCUUGAGGGAUGCUCGUGUACUUAUCGUAGGUGUGGGUGGUCUUGGCUGCCCAGCUGCUGCAUAUUUGGUCGGAGCAGGCGUCGGUAUUGUAGGACUAGUUGAUGGCGAUGUGGUUGAAGAAUCGAACCUACACCGACAGAUCCUACAUUCAACUGCAAGAGUCGGAAUGACCAAAGUUGAGAGUGCCAUGGUGGCUUUGAAGUCGCUUAAUCCUAAUGUCACACUAAUUCCUCAUGCAUCCCGACUCAGUCCAGAGACUGCCAUUUCGACGUUCAAGAGAUACGAUUUGGUCCUGGAUUGCACAGAUACCCCUGCAUCGCGCUAUCUGAUCUCCGAUGCGUGCGUUCUUCUGCGCAAGACUCUUGUUUCAGCGUCAGCACUUCGCAUAGAUGGCCAGAUGAUGGUGUUGAAUAAUCCACCGUUGCCACCGGGUGAUCCGAAUGGAGGCCCCUGCUAUCGCUGUGUCUUCCCGAAACCCCCACCACCCGAAUCCGUCGUAUCAUGUGGCGACGGUGGUAUUCUGGGACCUGUCGUUGGCGUAAUGGGCGUCUUACAAGCACUGGAAGCGAUCAAAGUCCUGACCCAAAGACCUACUACCAUGCCUGCAGACCCACCAAGCCUGCUCUUAUUCUCGGCCUAUUCAAACCCUAUGUACCGCUCCAUACGCCUCAGGGGCCGAAAAGCCAAAUGCGCUGCCUGUUCAUCACAUUCAACAAUUAGUGAAGAGGCACUAGAGUCUGGAAGUUUGGACUACGUUCAGUUCUGUGGCGGUCUACUUCCGGAUACCAAUCCGUUAGCCCCAGAGGAACGCAUAUCUGCAAAGAAUUACGCGCAGAUACGAUCCGGCGUCAACCCUUUCACGGGUACAGUGUCAAACAAAGACAGUCACCUCCUUGUUGACGUACGCGAACGAGUCCAGUUUGAGCUGUGUAAUAUUGAUGGCAGUAUAAAUGUGCCUUUCUCUACGGUUUCAGCUACGCGAGGACCUGAUUCUGCCACCGAAGAGGAGACUUGGACCAAGAUGUUACGGCAGUCAGAGAAGCCUAUAUUCGUGGUAUGUCGACUAGGCAACGAUUCACAGACCACGGUCAAAAAGAUGAAGGAGCUUGGGCUUGAUGCGGGAGGGAAAAGAUAUAUUGGUGAUAUUAAAGGAGGUCUACAGGCCUGGAGGAAUACUGUUGAUACUGACUUCCCUGAUUACUAA